Messenger RNA from Pochonia chlamydosporia 170, 243 nucleotides. RefSeq lists its product as hypothetical. The coding region runs from base 1 to 243 and encodes 80 amino acids. The record is from RefSeq and is a predicted model, not a curated record. Lineage: Eukaryota; Fungi; Ascomycota; Sordariomycetes; Hypocreales; Clavicipitaceae. The transcript has a single exon.
AUGGACGUCUCAUUGUCAAGCAUCUCGAGCAACAUUGAACCCCCUAGGCAAGAAGACAAUUCGAUACGCGCCAGACACUCGGGUCAAAACCACAUGCAUGUUUUGAUUGCCGCGCGCGACCAAUGUACCGAUUCUAGACCAGUAUUUCUCAAAGAAUCUCAAAUGCCUCAAGGCAUUCACAUCCAACCCAACGUCUUACGACUCCCAAAAUCGGCUCAACAAUGGACCCCUGGACCAGUCUAG